CCCUCGAUGGCUGUCGAGGGGAGAGAGCAGCCAGAGGGACGAAGGGGAGCCCUCAGCGCGGGCCUUGGGGAGCGGCCCGGCUGGGCCCGGCCCCAUCCGCCCUCCUCAGGCCUUUGGGGUUGGGCGGUUGCACCGGGGGGGUCCUUUUGCUUUCCAAGCUCUUUCGUUUCCCAACUGAGGAGGCGUGGGCAGGAGGGGGAACCGCUCCAAGGCCCCGGCACCGCUCCCUCUACCGGGGGAACCAGGCGGGAUGCGGCAGGACGGGCUCGUCCCUUCCCCAAACUCGCUCAUUCCGGCCUGAACGGGUCUGAUGAGAGAGAAGCGUUUCCUCGUUUUCCUCUUCCCCCGGAAAAAAUCGUUGCGGAUCUCAGACAUCUGACUUCACUGGCCAGUGAGGACAUAUCUCAAGCAUGGGAAAUAUUUUUGCUAACCUCUUCAAAGGCCUUUUUGGCAAAAAAGAAAUGCGUAUUCUAAUGGUUGGUCUGGAUGCUGCAGGAAAGACCACUAUUUUGUACAAACUUAAACUUGGUGAAAUAGUAACUACUAUUCCUACUAUAGGUUUCAACGUGGAAACAGUAGAGUAUAAGAACAUUAGCUUCACAGUCUGGGAUGUAGGCGGUCAGGAUAAGAUCAGACCACUCUGGCGCCAUUAUUUCCAGAACACACAAGGUCUGAUUUUUGUGGUUGACAGCAAUGACAGAGAACGAGUGAAUGAGGCCAGAGAAGAGCUCAUGCGAAUGUUGGCAGAAGAUGAGCUUAGAGAUGCCGUUUUAUUAGUGUUUGCUAACAAACAGGACCUGCCGAACGCGAUGAAUGCAGCAGAAAUCACAGACAAACUCGGACUGCAUUCUCUUCGUCACAGGAACUGGUAUAUCCAGGCAACCUGUGCCACUAGCGGAGAUGGUCUCUAUGAAGGACUGGACUGGUUGUCCAAUCAGCUCCGAAACCAGAAAUGAAACCGUAAAAACCUUCCUCUUCCCUCUUUUUCCACCCUUCCCUCUUAUUUCCUCUUAUUCGCCCUUCGCUUUACUCUAAUGUGGCAAACUGUGCUACUUUGUGGUAUUGAGUGCCGGAAGCUGUUUUCAUUUCUUUUUUGUCACAGUAUAUAUUGCAUCAUGCUGUAAAUGUGGCAAAUACAAGCCUGAAAACAGUUAGGUUUCUUAUUUAAUGUAAAUAGUUUUCGUUUCCAAUGAGGCAGUUUCUGGUACUCCUAUGCAAUAUUACUCAGCUUUUUUUAUUGUAAAGAAUCAACUCACUGUUUAGUACUUGGAAGGGAUUGAAGUGGGUUAACAUAAGGUCCUUGCGCAGUAGAGCUGAAUACGAUCUCGGUUGGGUUGUGAGGUCUGAGAGAUCCAUUUUUGGUGGUUGGUUUUUAACCUGAAUUCUGUAUUUUUUUAAAUAGUCAAGGAAAAGUAAAAACACUUCAGCACACAAACGUUUGACAUAGCUUCUGCUGUUCCAGCUCUAACGUGGUGACUCUUGAUUCUUUUUGACACGGUGAGGCAAUGAUCGACACCCAAUUAGCUUCAUCUGGUUAAAGAACAGAUUGGAACUAAUAGAUCUCUGGCUUUUUCUGUAGCUCAUAGUACGUGCUCAUAUUUGUUCAUACUCGUUAAAAGAGAUGUCAGACCUGGUUUAGAUGAGCUUGCAGACUCAUGCUAAACAUCUGACUUGUGGUUCAGGUGAGAUUUAUCACUUUCAUGGAACUUGAAUAAUUUCCAGAAGUCGACAUUUUUAGCCUGUCGUAUUUGUCAAAAGUGUUUUGUACUUUCCUUGUGUGUAAACCACUCCAGAAGGCAAACCUUUCCACAGAAAGCACAGCCUGUACUAGUCCUAAGCUCUAUAGGUAGAAAGUACUGUACUUAACGUAAGAAUUGCCAUGAAAAACACCAAACAUCAAUGUAUAGCGUCUAGAAAAAAAAAAGCAUGAGAGUUUGGAGAGUCAUUCCACUCUAGAAGUGUUCAAUCCCAUAUCUGUAUAUGUGUGAAAACCCUUGGCAUCCCUCAUACUGCAAGGUUCAGAUUUGCCAUCAGAAAAAAAGACCUCUUUACUUUUUCUUUUGUAUUUUGAUAAACACUGAAGAAGCUGGAGCUGUUAAACUUUAACUCGAGGAACUAUCAGAACUGGUUUAUUUAGUGUUGUGGAAACCUUUAUUGCUUUCAAUACACAAUUAGUAAUCAACUGUUUUGUAUACUUGUUUUCAGUUUUCAUUUCGACAAACAAGCACUGUAAUUAAAGCUAUUAGAAUAAAAUCUCUUAACUAUUUCAUGUUUUUUAUGCCUUGCUGUUCAUUUGAUCAUCUUGGCAGAAUCAUACUUGUUGAAUAAAAAGUUUCAUGAAACUUGCA
Molecule: messenger RNA, 2348 nt
Organism: Columba livia (rock pigeon)
Lineage: Eukaryota; Metazoa; Chordata; Aves; Columbiformes; Columbidae
Gene: ARF1
Product: ADP ribosylation factor 1
Exons: 5
Coding region: 411-956 (181 amino acids)
Biological process (GO): vesicle-mediated transport; intracellular protein transport
Cellular component (GO): cytoplasm; plasma membrane
Molecular function (GO): GTP binding; GTPase activity
Source: RefSeq, a predicted model, not a curated record